CAAAUCGAGUGGACGUUGUAAUUUGGUGAAAAUGAUAGUUCGGAGUUCUUUGGAGGAAAUGCUCGACUCUCUCCAGCGGAAAGAGGAGAGCAAGAAGCCAGCGGACUUGCCGCCGGCGUUACCAGCACGGCCGGCAUCCAGGGCACGUCUUCCUAAGCGUCCAGGCCUGGCCAUGUUUGGCGUGUCGCCAGAGGUUGGUGACAGCAGGAAGCAAGAUGUUGUCAGUAAUGGUAGUUUUGGCCGGAAAAAUGUGUUGGAAACUCCUUCAUAUGGCGAAUCACCUUACACCAUGGCGGCUGUGCAUGAACAUAGAUUGGCGGAGAACGGUGGUGCCAAUCUUGCCACUCCCUCACCACCACCCUCACUGGCUUCUGGAUGGGAUAAUAGCAUCGAUUAUUAUAUCAAGAAGCAACUCCGAGUAUGGUGUCGUGUCCAAAAUGGGUUUUGGGAGUUGGGAAAGAUACAAUCAGCAUUUGGAGGAAAAGCAUCUGUUAUACUUUUGGAUGGAACUGUGAUGACAGUGUCUACAAGAGAUCUUUUCCCUACAAAUACAGAAAUCCUUGAUGGUGUCAACAAUCUUGUAGAGCUUGGUUACUUGAAUGAGCCAUCUGUUCUAUGUAAUAUCCAGUAUAGAUAUCAACGUGAUGUAAUUUAUACUAUGGUGGGGCCUGUUUUAUUAGCAAUCAAUCCCUUCAAAGAUGUUUCAGUUGCUGGAAAUGAUGUCAUCAUGGCUUACAAAGAAAAGAUUUUGGAAAGUCCUCAUGCAUAUAAAAUUGCAGAUGCUGCCUACACUCACAUGAUGAGAGAUGGUGUAAAUCAGUCGAUUAUUAUCAGUGGGGAAAGUGGAGCUGGAAAGAGUGUAACAGCAAAGUUAGUUAUGGAGUAUUUGAUAGAAGCUGGGAAGAGUGAAAUGUCAGUCAAAAUAAGUCAAACUUGCUGUAUAUUGGAAGCUUUUGGGAAUGCAAAAACAUCAAGGAAUAAAAAUUCCAGCCGAUUUGGGAAACUAGUUGAUAUUCAUUAUAAUUCAGAAUGGAUAAUUUGUGGGGCUUACAUUCAUACACUUCUUCUUGAAAAGUCAAGAAUAUCUCAUCUGUGUCGAAGUGAAAGGUCAUAUCAUAUCUUUUACCAAAUGUGUGCUGGUGCUCCAUCUGAUAUGAGAGAUAAAUUGAAUCUAAGAAUGGCGAGUGAGUACAAAUUCCUGAAUCAAAGUGGAUGCUUGAAAAUUCAUGAUGUUGAUGAUGCUCAAAAUUUCAAAAAACUGAUGGAAGCCAUGGAUGCCCUUCAGAUUUCUCAUGAAGAUCAAGAACGUGUCUUUAAAUUGGUGGCUUCAAUUUUAUGGUUAGGGAAUAUAUCAUUUGAAGUAAUCGAUCAUGAAAAUCAUGUUCAAGUUGUCACUGAUGAAGCUAGUCGAAGUGCUGCUAGGUUGAUGGGGUGCAAUGUGAAGGACCUCAUGAUGACUCUAUCCACCAAUAAAAACCAGCAGCAGGCGAUUGAUGUGAGAGAUGCAUUGGUGAAAUUUGUUUACACAAGUGUGUUCAGUUGGAUUGUAGAAACAAUUAAUAAAUCACUGAAGGGGGAGAGUGGUAGUAGGUGUAUAAGCAUUUUGGACAUCUAUGGGUUUGAGUCAUUUCAGAAAAAUAGCUUUGAUCAGUUGCUGAUAAACUAUGCUAAUGAGAGGCUUCAGCAGCACUUUGUUCGACAUAUAUUUAAGCUUGAACAAGAGGAAUAUGAAUCGGAGGGUAUUGAGUGGAAAAAGGUGGAGUUUGUGGACAAUCAAGGGUGUUUAGACCUCUUUGAAAAGAAAAACAUGGGGAUACUAUCUAUACUAGAUGAAGCUUCAAAUACAUCAGAAGCCACUGAUUUGACUUUUUUCAACAAGAUCAAACAGCAUUUGAUUUUAGGGUUUGAUGAUGAAAAGGGAUCUUUUAAGGUCAACCAUUAUGCUGGGGAGGUCAAAUAUGAGUCAACCGGGUUCUUGGAAAAGAACAGAGACACACUGCACUCUGAUACCCUCCAAUUUCUCUCAUCAUCCUGCAAUAAUUUUCUGAAAACUGAUUUCGAUAAUCAAACUCUUGGGACAAAGUUUAAGUACCAACUGUUCAAAAUGUUUCAAAUGUUGGAAAAGUCAAACCCACAUUUCAUCCGAUGCAUAAGACCAAAUGCGAAACAACUUCAGGGAACAUUCGAUAAAGAAACCGUGUUGCAGCAGCUGAGGUGCAGUGGCAUUUUGGAGAUUAUAAAAAUCUCAAAAUCACGCUAUCCUACACGUAUGUCACAUCAAGAAUUCGCUAACAGGUUUGGGUGUCUUCUUCUCUCGAAGAAAAGCUAUUGUCAGGAUGUGUUGAGUACAUCGGUUGCUGUUUUGCAACAAUUCCGGGUUCUUCCGGAAGCAUACCAACUUGGGUACACCAAAAUAUAUUUCCGACAAGAACAGUUUUUGGUUUUGGAGAAAUUAAGAAAACAAGUCAUGGAAAAUAAGGUGGAGAAGGGGGUUUCUGGAAUUGGAAUUUCUUGUGAUUUCCGUGAACUAAUGGCAGGAGUUCUCACAUUGCAAUCAUUUAUUCGUGGGGAAAAUUCAAGAAGAAAGUGGAAUGUUGUUAUAAAGAAGCCAAGAGAAAAAUCAGUGAAUGAGAAUCUGAAUGAAAUUGUAUAUAUACAGUCAGUUUGUCGUGGGUGGUUGGCUAGAAAGUAUUUCAGUCAUGUCUGCAGCUGGAAGAUGUCUACAAAGGGUAUGUUGCAAGAUAAUCUUCCGAUUAUGCCCUCGGAUGUUAUAGAGCUGCAGAAGAUGAUCAUCAAGGGAGACAUGUCCCUGAGCCAAAAGGAGCAAGAAAAUGAGGCUUUGCGGGACCAAAUUAAACAAUUUGAAACACGCUGGUCUGAACAUGAAAUCAAAAUGAAGUCUGUGGAGGAAGCUUGGCAAAAACAGAUUGCUUCUUUACAGAAGAGUCUGGUUGCUGCCAAGAAGAGUCUUGGGGAUUCAGGGGGGGAUGGUGUUGGUGUUGGCGGCAUUUCUUCAGGAACUCAAACUCUUGUGGAAUACAAUGGUGGUGGUGGUGGUGGUGGUGGGGUGGUGGAUCAUCUAUCGAAGGAGUUGGAUCAAAAAACACAUGAUUUUGAUGAUAAUGCUAAAGCCAUUAUUGGACAACAACAGCAACAGAUGCCUUAUCUAAAACAAAUGGAAGAGUUUAAGAAGGUCAAAGAUAGAUUUGAGAUAUGGAAGAAAGAGUACAAGAAUCGAUUAAAGGAGACAAGGGCAAAAUUGGUAAAAGGUGUAAAUGGGGAAGGAGGAGGAACAAAACAGUCAUGGUGGGGGAAGUUAAGCAAGAGAUACUGACUAGUGUUUAUACUUUAUAGGUUUGCUUCUUCAUGUUGUUUAGAAAAAAAAAAAAAAAAGGAAAUUCUUAUAUCAAAUGG
This is a messenger RNA of Lactuca saligna, 3414 nucleotides long. NCBI's taxonomy places the organism in Eukaryota, Viridiplantae, Streptophyta, Magnoliopsida, Asterales, Asteraceae. The record is from the annotation of a GenBank genome assembly.